GUGGUCUGAACGCCAGAAAAAAGCGAGUUCGAUAUACCGAUCCUUUCGGCUUCCGUACAUAACAAUGCGGGAUGAUAAUGCGGAAGACAGGUUUUCGGGGCGUGUCAGCUUGUAAAUAAUAAAGCUGAUGCUUCAAACAGAGAUCUUCCUGUGACGAAAAGACUCCUGAACACUGAGGACUAUCAGAAAAGUCUCUGUCAACACAAUGGCAUCACCAACCAUCACCCCUCUGUCCAAGGCCAACACCACCUUCUCUCUGGCUUUGCUCAAAAAGCUGGGAGAUAACGACAGCACUGCGAAUGUCUUCUACUCCCCUUUCAGCAUCUCCUCAGCCCUCGCUAUGGUGAUGCUGGGGGCCGGCGGCAACACACACACACAGAUGUCAGAGGUCCUCUGCUUCACUGAGGCAGAGAAGCCACAGCCUGCAGAAGCACAGAUGAUGCAAAUGCAAAUGCAGCAGAAGGUCCAGUCCAGAAUUCCAGCAUUUCUGCUGAAGGGGUGCCUGAAAACCAAGGACUGCCAGGAUGAAGUCCAUGUCAGCUUUGCCCAGCUGCUGAAGGAGCUCAACAAGGCUGACGCUCCGUAUGCCCUCAAUGUGGCCAACAGGCUGUACGGGGAGCAGUCCUACCAGUUUGUUGAGGAUUUCUUAGGGGAAACCAGGAAGCACUACAAUGCAGAGCUGGAGUCUGUGGACUUUAUAAGCAAGUCCGAGGCAGCCAGGGUCAACAUCAACAACUGGGUGGAAGAAAAGACACAAGGUAAAAUUAAGGACGUGCUGGCCGAGGGUGUGGUAGACAGCUCGACCAUGCUGGUGCUGGUCAACGCCAUCUACUUCAAAGGCCACUGGAACAAGCAGUUUAAGGAGAGUGCCACACGUGAGGCUCCGUUUAGAGUCAAAAAGAAUGACACCAAACCUGUGAAAAUGAUGUACCAGAAAACCAAGUUCCCUCUUACGUACAUCCCUGAAGCCAACUGCCAGAUCCUUGAGAUGCCUUACAAAGGAAAGGAGCUCAGCAUGCUCAUCUUUUUACCAAACGAGAUGGAAGACAGCUCAACAGGUCUGGAAAAGCUGGAGAAGGAGCUGUCCUAUGAGAACUUUGUAGAGUGGACUCGUCCUGACAUGAUGGACGAUAUUGAGGUCCAGGUGGGGCUACCUCGGUUCAAGAUGGAGGAGAGUUAUGAUUUGAAGAAUGUCCUGGUGAGCAUGGGCAUGGUGGACGCCUUCGACAUGGGAUCAUGUAACUUCUCUGGCAUGUCCCCUGCCAACAACCUGGUACUGUCCAAAGUCGUCCACAAGGCUUUCGUGGAGGUCAACGAGGAGGGAACUGAGGCUGCUGCUGCCACUGCUGCUAUCGUGAUGCUGCGUUGUGCCAUGCGUCCAGCCACCUUCAUCGCAGACCACCCCUUCCUCUUCUUCAUCCGACACAACCCCUCCAUGAGCAUUCUCUUUGCUGGCCGAUACUGCUCCCCCGAGUGAGCGCUGCAUCACUUAAAGCACUGUUUCUGGAGGGGGGUUACAAUACAGCUUCUUUUGCAACUGUGUACUAUUUCAUUUUAAUUUUACUGGAAGAAUGUUGAGUCACCUCUUGAGAGUUUUCCUAUCAUACCCUGAGCUCCCGUCCUAUAUUUUUAGCACCAGAAUAAUGUGUAAAAACGGUGGUGUUUUUUUUCUUCUUAUCUUCUUGUCUGCAUCAAGUCUUACACAAGCAAAUUAAUGAAUGUGUGUUUGUCCUGAACAUUAGGUUCUUGCACUGUUUAUCUUUUGCACCUGUCCAUAGGUUCUGGUUUACUUUAUGUCUGUAAUACAUGUAUGGCCCUUAUUGCUGCACCCUCACACCCUACCCUAGUUAAUCUAUACCAUUAAAGCCUAGUUUAUCUUAUCUUAAACCUCAAUUUGAAUAAUCACAAUUUCUAUCACGCCUCUUUUUUUCAGCUGCCAGCACAGACGUCAACUGUUCCUUUUAUAUCUAACGGGCAUGUGGCAGUUUUUCUAAACUUUAUCUACACAACAUGCAAUUUCAGCGUUUUAUAUAUUCAGUUAACCAAAGAGUUGGAUAAAUGUGUCCUUGGUGAUUACUGGAAUAGUUAUCAAGCAAAGUGCAAUUAUUUGAGUUCUACCAUUAUACUUAAAAGGAAUAUAGACUAUAAAGAACAAAUGCUUACAUGAAGGUUUGAACUGGCAUUGCGUCCAGAUCAUUUUAUGUAUCCCUAUGCUUUUACAUACAAAAUAAAUGUGUGUGGUUCACCAGUA
Molecule: messenger RNA, 2251 nt
Organism: Centropristis striata (black sea bass)
Lineage: Eukaryota; Metazoa; Chordata; Actinopteri; Perciformes; Serranidae
Product: leukocyte elastase inhibitor-like
Exons: 10
Coding region: 206-1477 (423 amino acids)
Biological process (GO): negative regulation of endopeptidase activity
Molecular function (GO): serine-type endopeptidase inhibitor activity
Source: RefSeq, a predicted model, not a curated record